GUGAGUUGACUCAGAAACCCCGGAUCACUUCACUAGGGACACUGGACUUUGUCCUUCUCCUUUGUGAGGAAGUCUCGGUUGUUUGUCGUCAGCUGAGGUACAAGAACGAGGUUUGUCAGGUCAGUGCUGAACAUGUUCAGGAGUAACAGCCCCUUUGGCAAUGACACCAGCAGCUUCACGGGAUCCAUCCAGUCCAAUGGUUUGUCUUUGGAUGAGAUUUCCUCCCAGUUCUCAAGUGUGUCGAGGCCCAGUGCAAAGUCAAUUUAUUUGCAGAGGAUGGAGUAUGCAGAGUCAGUCAACAAGAUGAUGAACAAAUUUCAGUACAAAGUGGAGCACCUGUUCACUUGUGACCUGGAUGGGAAGGGGUUGAGAUGCAUAGCGGACUGCGUGGAGAGGCUGAAGCUUCUGGAUGGGAUGGGUCGCGUGUGGGGUCAGAACAUGCAGCUGGAGGUGCGAGCUGCCAACCUGCUGCUCACAGACAUUGAAACCAAGGAGGAGCUGGAGUCCAUGGCUUUCAGCGACAUCCUGGAGCUUCAGGCGGUGCUUGACUCUGGAGUGUUUAAGUCUCUGCUCACACUGUCGGUGCGGCCUAAGGGGAAACAGACCACCACCGUCUACAUGUUUCAGUGUGAGGAAGUCCGGGCGGACUUUGUCCAGAAGGAUCUGCUAGGAGCGUUUUCUCGUAUGAGCAGCAAUGCAGGACUAAUAGCAGGACAUCAGGGAAUGGAAAACCUUUAUAGCGCCGCAAAAUCGGAUGAACCUAAAGAGCGGAAGCUUGAUCGGUGGAUGGCUCCUGACUAUGAGGAGAAGGACUUUCUGGAGCCUGAACUGGUUGUACCUCAGGAGGAGGUCCUGGCUUCCAGAGAGGAGACGCCAUUGCCGCCUCACUCAAUCAACAAAGAAGAACCUCAUUCUACCUCACGGCCGUACACAGACCUCGACAGGAACGUAGAUAUCUUGAAUCAUGUUUUAAGUGACAUAGAAAUCUUCAUGGGCAAAGUAGCUGCAAUAGUAGCUAAAAACACAAAGAAAAAGAAGAAAAAUAAAAAAGGAAAAGCUAUGGACGGGAUGCCCCCUGCAGCGGAAUUUAAAGUGUGUUUGCAUAAAAUCAAAUAUGGUUUCAACCUUGUGGGGGAGCUAAGCGGAAUAAUUAACAAUCCCAGUGCUCCGGACUUUGUUCACUCCUUAUUCUCCGCACUAUCAUUCCUGGUGUCUCACUGCGCCGACACUCUGCCUGAGACCAUCGUGGCCCCUCUGCUGACGCCUCAGUGUAUCCGUCUCCUGAGUGAAGAAGCCUCCCCGGAGGAGGACAAGCUGUGGCAGUCUCUGGGAGACGCCUGGAACAUCCCCAGCACUAAAUGGCCAGAAGAUGACAAGGACAUCCCGACGUACACUCUGGAGUUAUCUGACGGCUGGCAGCCUCCUGAUGUGUCUGCUGCACUUGAAUCUUAUGAACCAAUCAGGAGGCAGGAGCAUCAACGACCUGCACCCCGCCGGGUUGACCUUCACACCAUGCAUCCAACUUCCACCAAGUGGACACCACCACAACCCCCCCCACAAAAGUCACGCUCAGGUGAGUCGAAAAUGUGUUGCAUGGUCAUUACGAACGACUUCACCUCAAGAAACAAGAGAGAGCUCACCGUCAGAAGAGGAGAAACGGUGGAGCUGCUGGACAAGUCGAAGCAGUGGUGGAAAGUGAGGAACAGCAGAGGAGAGGAGGGCUUCGUACCCAAUAAUGUCCUGGGGAGUCCUGACGAGGUGGACACCACUAACGCAACACAGCCUACUGGAGGCUCUCCUGUCCUCGCAAAGAAGUCCAAGCCGGCAGAAGUGAAAGCCUGGCUGGAAGAAAAGGGCUUUAGUAAAAUCACCGUUCGCUGUCUGGGGGUGCUGAGUGGCUCCAUGCUGCUGGGGAUGACCAGAGAGGAACUGAAGACCGUGUGUCCAGAGGAAGGGGGCCGGGUCUUCUUCCAGUUACAAGCGGUCAAGUCUGCUAUUUCCACGUAAAAAAGAGACUGAACGAGAGGACAUCACAGGAGAAAAAGAAACCAAUGUGGUUUAGAAACAAGUCACCAAACACUUUCAAAUCAAGCAAUAAAAAGUGAGGUAAUGUUUACAGCUUGUUUCCAAUGAUAUAGAAUCCUGUGAAACUUUAUAUCAUAUAAUAUGUCCUAUAGAAGUGUAUAUUAUUGUCAGUCUGCGUCAUUCAAAAAGUGAUUAAAUUAUAACAAUACUAUGAUAAAAGUAUGUAAGGUAUUUAGCAAAGUGAUUAAGUUUUGUAACUCAGAAUGGGGAAAAGCAAAAAGCUUAUUGUAUGUAGUCAUUAUUUAACCUGUAAAUAAAAAGUUAUCGGACAACGCGUUUUGAGUGACUUAACAUGCUUUAUUUCAUUGUUCCGACA
Pungitius pungitius (ninespine stickleback) is the source of this 2401-nucleotide messenger RNA. RefSeq names its product EPS8 signaling adaptor L3a (gene eps8l3a). The record is from RefSeq and is a predicted model, not a curated record. Gene Ontology annotation, biological process: Rho protein signal transduction; positive regulation of ruffle assembly; regulation of Rho protein signal transduction. Gene Ontology annotation, cellular component: vesicle; ruffle membrane; plasma membrane. The transcript has 20 exons. NCBI's taxonomy places the organism in Eukaryota, Metazoa, Chordata, Actinopteri, Perciformes, Gasterosteidae. The coding region runs from base 133 to 2007 and encodes 624 amino acids. Gene Ontology annotation, molecular function: actin binding.